CCUAUAAAAUGCCCAGUUGUCUCAGGCAGGGUCACUCCUCGCACACUCUCCAGCUGUGCUCAUCACCUGCAGGUCACCACCACCUCUCACCAUGUCUGUCAGUCUCGCCAGCCAGAGCAGCUACAGCUCCCGCAGCAUCUCCAACACCAGUGCCAUCAGCCUGAGCGGAGGGAUGCAGUUUGUCGGAGCCGGCCAGACCCGCAUCUCCACGGGCCCCUUCCAGACCCGCGCGCCCAGCGUGUAUGGGGGCGCGGGAGGUUACGGGACCCGCAUCUCCCAGUCCCACUCAGUCUUCUCCUCCAGGUCACUGACCCCGUACGGCGAGACUGGAGUGAUGAAUAACGGGAAGGUGACCAUGCAGAACCUCAACGACCGCCUGGCCUCCUACCUGGAGAAGGUACACUUCCUGGAGGCAGCCAACAGGAAGCUGGAGCUGCAGAUCAGAGAGUUCUAUGAGAAGAGAGCUCCUUCUGUCUCCAAAAACUUCACCGGCUACUUCGCCACCAUCUCUGAUCUCCAAGCUCAGAUCUCGAGGAGAUUUUCAGAGAAUCAAAGCACCAUCCUGCAGGUUGACAAUGCUCGACUGGCUGCAGACGACUUUAGAAUAAAGUAUGAGAUGGAGAUGAACCACUGUAAGAUGGUGGAGAGUGAUGUGUCCCGUCUCCGAGGGGUCCGGGACAACCUGACUCUUUCCAUCAGUGACCUGGAGUUGCAGAUAGAAGGUCUGAAAGAGGAGUUGUUGUGCCUCAAGAGCAACCAUGAGGAGGAGAUAAAUCAGUUAAGGAUCCAGCACACUGGCACAGUUAAUGUAGAGGUGGACAGCGCACAGUCAGUUGAUCUGACAAAGGUCCUGGAGGAAAUGAGGGAGCAGUAUGAAGCUGUGGUGCUGAAGAACAAGAUGGAGCUCGAGAAAUGGUUCCAAUCUAAGGUGGAUAUUCUACAGACGCAAAUCAUUACAUGUACAACAGAGGUGAAGACGUUUUACACGAAGCUGUCAGAGCUGAAGAGGACCUACCAGAGUUUGGAGAUAAGUCGGCAAAGCAUCAUCACAGAGAUUCAGUGCCUGCAGCAGAAUGUGCAAGAAGUGAAGAGUCAAUACAAUGCUCAGCUUGGCCAGCUGCAGCUGACCAUCAACAUCCUGGAGAUCGAGCUGCAGCAGCUGAAAGUCUCCCUCGAGCAGCAGCAAAGCGAGUACAACCUGCUACUGGACAUCAAGAUGAGGCUGGAACUGGAGAUCGCCGAGUACAGGAGGCUGCUGGACGGAGAGCUGCAGGAGAGGAGGGCUGUGGUCAUCAGCAAGGUUGUGGAAGUGGAAGAGCAUAAACCCCACAUCGAGAGGAGAGUGAAGACCAUCGUGGAGGAGAUUAUUGACGGAAAGGUGGUGUCCUCCAGUGUUGACACCCAAGUGGAGGAAAUUCAGUAACACCUCUGCUGCCACUUUUACAUUGAUUUGGCCCCUAAAUGUAAUUAAUUGACUCCUAUAAUACCUGCUUAAUGAAUAAUUU
Molecule: messenger RNA, 1505 nt
Organism: Siniperca chuatsi (mandarin fish)
Lineage: Eukaryota; Metazoa; Chordata; Actinopteri; Centrarchiformes; Sinipercidae
Gene: krt99
Product: keratin 99
Exons: 9
Coding region: 92-1423 (443 amino acids)
Molecular function (GO): structural molecule activity
Source: RefSeq, a predicted model, not a curated record